UUUGUGAGGUCACGAGUGUGACGCCUCCACUCCCGUCUCAUCGUCUUACCUGGCUGUAUAUAAAUAAGGUACGAGACACUCUUGUUCAGUAACGUAUCCAACGUGCUGCAUUCAAGGACAGCAGCAUAACGUUGGAGAUGAAUAAACAUCGAAAUUUUGUAUUGUUUACCUUACUGUUAGCAGCAAUAUCUACCUGCUUGCCAGCAGAAAAAGUUGAACAAUUGCAAGAUGAACGUGGAGAUAGAGGUGAACUUAUACUCAAUAUUGAAAAGAGAGGAAGACGUGUUGGAAGAAGUAGUAAAGCAUAUACUGAUGAUCGAUGGGGGGAUGGAAGUGGGGUGAGAGGAACCGCCGGUGUGGACUAUCCAAAUUAUAAUGAAGUCCCUCGCACAAGUUUUAAAUGUAAAGAUCAAGCAUAUAUUCCUGGAAUGUAUGCUGAUGUAGAAGCCCAAUGUCAGGCUUACCAUGUGUGCCAUUUGGGAAGAAUGGAAAGUUUUUUGUGUGCGGCAGGAACAGUUUUCAAUCAAGAACAUAUGAUUUGUGAUUAUUGGUACAGUGUGGAUUGUAACGAUGCUCCAAAAUAUUUUCAUUUGAAUGCUGAAAUAGGAAAUACUCUCACAGGUCAACCAGGUGAUCAGUCUGGUGGUUAUAGACCUAAGCCACCAGGGUCUCGACCAGGAGGAAGACCCGGUAGUCCAAGUGGUCCGUCAGGAGGAUUUGCUAGACCAGGAGGACCGCAUCCAGGUCGUCCAACUGGGCCAUCUGGUGGUAUUGGUGGCCCAGGAGGAAGAUAUCCUGGAGGUCCGAGCAAGCCAGGAGGAAGAUAUCCUAGUGGGCCAGGUGGGCCUACAGGACGAGAUGGUCCAUCGGGUGGAAUUGGUGGCCCUGGAGGUCCAAGCCAGACAGGAGGAAGAUAUCCUAGUGGGCCACAUGGACCAGGUGGGCCCACAGGUCCAGAUGGACCGUCGGGUGGUGGUGGACCGGGCGGAAAAUAUCCGAGCAAACCAGGAGGAAGAUAUCCUAGUGGGCCACAUGGGCCAGGUGGACCUACAGGUCCAGAUGGACCGUCGGGUGGUGGUGGACCGGGCGGAAGAUAUCCGAGCAAGCCAGGAGGAGGAUAUCCUAGUGGGCCUCAUGGGCCAGGUGGGCCUACAGGUCCAGAUGGACCGUCGGGUGGUGGUGGACCGGGCGGAAGAUAUCCGAGCAAACCAGGAGGAAGAUAUCCUGGAGGUCCAAUCCAGCCAGGAGGAGGAUAUCCUAGUGGAUCACAUGGGCCAAGUGGGCCCGCAGGACCUGAUGGUCCGUCAGGUGGAAUUGGUGGCCCUGGAGGAAGAUAUCCUGGAGGUCCAAGCCAGCCAGGAAGAGGAUAUCCUAGUGGACCACAUGGGCCGAGUGGCCCAUCAGAUGGUACUGGUGGGUUUGGAGGUAGUCCAAGUGGUUCUGGAAGUCAAGGAAGUGGUUCUCCCGGUCAAAGAAGACCUGGUUCUUAUACUAAAGCAUAUACUGGAGGUAGGCCCAGAAAUAGAGGACCAAGCGGAGAUUAUGCACAAGCUGGGAGUUUACAAGAAAAUCGAUAUGGAUCUCAGACAGGUCAAAAUAUUCGACAACCAGGUUACGGUCAAGCUCAGCUAACUAUGAUGAUGAAUAUGAUGCCAGGAAGUGAUUGAAAAUAAUUUGCAAUAAAAUUUUAUAGAAUCCAAUUAAGAGUCAUUUCACUCAAUGCCAAUAAAAUUGAAAGUUCCAUAUAUAUUAAUACCUUUUAUUUAUCAAUAGUGAAGCUAAUGUAGAAGGAAAAUGAAUGCAUCCACUAAUGGUAGAAAUGAUUAAUUAUUAAAAUCAGUUACUAAAAUUAUUUAUUGCAAAUAUGUUAAAAUAUUUUCCAAGUUAAAUUUGAAUGAAAAUAAACAAAUGAUCACUAUACAAUAUUAUUAUUUU
Molecule: messenger RNA, 1935 nt
Organism: Centruroides sculpturatus (bark scorpion)
Lineage: Eukaryota; Metazoa; Arthropoda; Arachnida; Scorpiones; Buthidae
Product: S-antigen protein-like
Exons: 12
Coding region: 138-1667 (509 amino acids)
Cellular component (GO): extracellular region
Molecular function (GO): chitin binding
Source: RefSeq, a predicted model, not a curated record